GUAUUUUAGCGUUUACGCAGAAACGGUCACUCUAAUUAUCUGAUUCUCAGUCAAGCCAAAACAGUUAAAUUUUUCUUCUUUAAAACCUUGAUAAUAUCAGCCUCGCAUUGAAGGGAUUGUAAAGUGCGUUUGUUCCGUAAUACUUGUCCGUCUGUAUACGGUGUAUUGUGGCCCCACAGUUGACCCAACUGAUCCGAACUCUUUGGCGAAGUCACCAGCGGGUGCUUCUGCAGCAACAACUAGUGCGCAGUGCGGCGAACGGCAGCCAACCGGCGGAAAAGCGUAAUUUAAUUCGGAGCACCCCAAGCUCGUUCAGUUUAGCAGCGGCAGACCCGGCUAAUUGUGAUCACAGCAUGAGCGGCAGAUACCGUGGUGGUGCUGGAGGCCGGUAUGGUGGUGGUGGCGGCGGCGGAGGAGGAGGAGGUGGCGGUGGUGGUGGAGGAGGUGGUGGCUACGGCGGUGGUGGUGGCGGUGGCGGCUACAAUGACUUCGACAACUUUCGUGGUGGUGGUGGGCCGCCGCCAUUUAACGACAACUUUGGUCCCGGCCCUGGACCAAAUCCGUUCAACAUGAGCGGUCCCAAUAUCUCGGGCAAUGACUUGAUGCAGUUGAUGAGCGCCAUGGCGAGCAACUUCAACAUGAACUCGCAGCCCCAGCAGCCGCUGCGUCUGAGUUGCGGCGAGCUGCGUAACCAUCAUUGCGGUCUCUUUGUGGAGCUGACCGGCAGGCUGAUCAAGAAGCGAGUGAAUCGCUUUGCCGAGCUCCGGGAUCGCAACGGCGGCGCCUGCCAACUGGUCGUGCUGGAGGACAAGCAUCCACGUGUGGCCCGACGCAUGAACAACAUGCCGGAGAACACGAAUCUGACCAUUGUCGGUCAGGUGAUGCGUCGUCCGCACAACUCGUGCAAUCAGACCAUGCCCACUGGUGAGAUUGAGGUGGAAGUUCAGGAUAUUCUGAACAUUCAUUUCCCGACCACCGGCACCAAGCGGGCGGGUGACAAGCGCACUUACAGCACCAUGGCGCAGCAGCAGAACCAUCAUGGAAUCACCAGUACCGAGUACAAGUUAGCCAAGAAUGAGAACAUCUUGAAGUACUUCGAGAACCGCGACAUAACGUGCAAUGAUUUGAGGCGGGAUGAUGUGGGCAAGACUGUGACUCUAGUGGGCUGGAUUCCCUCUUCGAAGAAUAACAAGUUCUUGCAGCUCAAGGACGGCUAUGGACAGACGCAGCUUAUGAUUGAGGACAAGUCGCUAAUGGACACUUUUAUGUCCACUCCGGAGCAAACCUUGCUCCAAAUCACCGGUAAAGUGCUUAGCCGGCCUAAAGCCAAUGUUAAUCUGAAAUACGACACUGGUGAAAUAGAGGUUAGUGUGACGAACGUUAAGAUUAUCAACCCCGACGAUCCCUACGAUGGCCCGAUCAAGGCCAAGGAGAAGCAGCAGAAGCUUUCGAUUAAUGAUCUUGAGGCGGAGGACAGCACCUCUGCCUCCGAAAAUGUUACCACCAACAAUGGCAACACCAAGGAGGAUGGCAAUGACGUUGAAGCCGAGCAUCGCGGCAAGGUGGCGGACAUCAACAAGUUCGCCGAUAGGACUCACCACUGCGGAGAACUGACUUCCAGUGAAAUUAACGAUAAGGUGGUGAUCUGCGGCUGGUUGGAGUUCCAGCGGAUGAACAAGUUCUUCAUCCUGCGCGACGCCUACGGGCAGACUCAGGUACUAUUGUCGGCGAAAACGAAAGGACUGGAGGACUAUGCCGAGACGGGUGUCCCGAUCGAGUCGAUUGUGCGAGUGGAGGGUAUAGUGAUACCCCGGCCGGCUGCCACCAUCAAUCCCAAGAUGCAAACCGGACACGUUGAGGUGGACGCCGACAAGGUGACAAUCUUGAAUCCGGCUAAGAAGAAUCUUCCGUUCGAGAUUCGCAAGUUCAAUCGGGCUGGCGAGCGCUUGAGGCUGACUCAUCGCUAUCUGGAUCUCCGCUUUAACGACAUGCAGCACAAUCUCCGUCUGCGCUCGACGGUCAUCAUGAAAAUGCGCGAGUAUUUGAUAAACUACUUGGGCUUUGUGGAGGUGGAGACGCCAACGCUGUUCAGACGCACACCGGGCGGUGCUCAGGAGUUUGUGGUGCCCACCAGGAAAGCGGGACACUUCUAUUCGCUUGUCCAGAGCCCGCAGCAGUUCAAGCAGAUGCUGAUGUCUGGGGGCAUCGAUAGAUACUUCCAGGUGGCUCGCUGCUACCGCGAUGAAGCUACGCGUCCCGACCGUCAGCCGGAGUUCACUCAGUUGGAUGUCGAGUUGUCGUUCACCAAUCGGGAUGACAUCAUGCAGCUGAUCGAGGAGGUUCUUCGCUACUCCUGGCCCAAGGACCUGCCCCGUUUGCAGACCCCCUUCCGUCGUAUCACCUACGAGGAGGCAAUGGAGAAGUACGGCGUCGACAAACCGGACACCCGUUUCGGUUUCCUUCUCAACAACAUUACUGAGAUAAUCGAGAAGUGCGAUGAGUAUAAGACCAAGUUCGAGGAUCUCGGAGCCUACGCCAUCGUGGUGCGAGGUACUGAGGCCUUUUGGAACGGAUCCGCUCGGAAGCACUACGAGAGCUUGGGCAAGACCUUCAAGGGAACUCUGUUUGUGCGCAAGAUUGUCUCGACCAAGGAUGUCCAGGAGAAGCUGGGAAAGUUCUUGGGCGAAGACGUGGCCAAGGAGGUCACUGAAAAAUUCGAUCUCGAAGAGAACGAUCUUCUCUUCUUAGGAAUUGGGCCCAAAGUAGAGACUCGCACCUUGUUGGGUCGCAUUCGUCUGGACUAUCGCGACUUUUUGUUGGAAAACGGCAGGGCCAAGAGGCACAACGACUUCCGCUUCUUGUGGAUUAUCGAUUUCCCGCUGUUUGAGCGUAAUCCGGAGACCAAGCAGCUGGAGAGUGUCCAUCAUCCGUUCACUCUGCCGCAUGCCGAUGACUUGGACAACUUUGCAACCAGUUGCGAAAAUAUGGAGAACAUUCGCUCUCAGGCCUACGACUUGGUUCUGAACGGCCAGGAAGUCGGAGGCGGCUCGAUCCGCAUCCACGAUCGCGAUAUGCAGCACUUCAUAUUGGAGCAGAUUCUCAAGAUCCCCCACGAUCACCUGUCGCAUCUGCUGAGCGCUUUGGAGUCGGGCUGUCCGCCUCACGGUGGAAUCGCCUUGGGAUUGGAUCGUUUGAUUGCCAUUUUGUGCCGUGCGCGAUCCAUUCGCGAUGUUAUUGCAUUCCCCAAGUCGCUUAACGGCCGUGAUCCUCUCUCCAACGCCCCAGUGCCCAUUUCGGAUGAGGAGAUGAAGUUGUACCACCUUGCCCUGGCAGAGGAAGAGGAGGAGGAAGCCAACAAUACUUCACACGAACAGGAGGAUGAUGAUCCUGAUCAGGAGCGUGCCCCGCCGUCGCCGAUGUCGGGCACCAGCGACACGGAGCAGCCCGAGAUGGACGUGGAUGUGAAGGCGGAGGGCAAGGCGGCUACCGACGAGGAAGUCACCCCAGCCGAGCCUGCUCCCGUUGCGGCAGCCACGCCAGCACGGGCCGCCAAGAGAAUCCCCAAGAAGAAGGUUUAGGCAUUGGGUCUUCACUAAACAAUAUUACGGAUUAGCAUUUUUGGUUUAAGCUCAGUAGUCAGGGCAGUAGGAUGGGGCACGGAUCGAUUUCAACGAAUCGUUAUACAAAUAAUUGUAUACCAGAAUAUCCGAGAAUAAUGUACCCACCACCCGGAAUUUAAGGUCAGCAAAUAUAGCACAUCUCGAUCCGGUUGCCGAAAUUUUACAGGCCCGAUUAUAUUCAGUAUGGAAUCAAUUUAAUACCACGUACCAUAACAUAAAUCAACAAACAAGCUAUUAUAUUCGUAAUUGCCUAGUUUAUUCAUAUACACAUUGAAACUCAUCAUUUUAAUCGAUAAUUCAUCCAGCGACAUUGAAAGCCAAUGAUUGUUCAAAUAAUUUACAUUUAUUGAAGCAAUUGAAUUUUAUUAAAGACCGAUUAUUUAACGAUUAUGAUUACACUUAUAACGAUUGGCCCAAUAAAAUCUAUUUUUACGAGA
Drosophila ananassae is the source of this 4057-nucleotide messenger RNA. It is a transcript of the gene AspRS-m, whose product is annotated as aspartate--tRNA ligase, mitochondrial. NCBI's taxonomy places the organism in Eukaryota, Metazoa, Arthropoda, Insecta, Diptera, Drosophilidae. Gene Ontology annotation, biological process: aspartyl-tRNA aminoacylation. The record is from RefSeq and is a predicted model, not a curated record. The transcript has 8 exons. Gene Ontology annotation, cellular component: mitochondrion; cytoplasm. Gene Ontology annotation, molecular function: nucleic acid binding; ATP binding; aspartate-tRNA ligase activity. Bases 354 to 3578 code for a protein of 1074 amino acids.